UCUAUUCCGUACGGCACAGUCCUUUCUUAGUCGCCCGGCAUCUUAGGCGUCAUUUAUCUUUUUUUUUACCCGUCUUGUUCUCUACUAUUUCUACCGAGACUUUUCGAAAAGUAGUUAUUGUAUCGACUGCAGUUAGAAAACAACGUUCGGUACCUAUAGUCGUUCUGUGAUACAAUUUUUGGUGCUAGCAAAUAACCGCACGUCAUUCGGAAUUUUGGAUAACAUACACGAGAUUUGGCUGCUGAAAAUUAGAAGAUUUAAUUUUCUCAGCCGGGUGCCGACGAUGUAAACUUCUAAGAAUCAAACUCCGAAUCUUUGCAAAAAAUAUUGUUAAUUCUUUGGCUGGUUUGUUUGUUUUUGAACACAGACAAUAAACAUAAACGCAUAAGUCACGAUUAUAAGCUAUGGGGCCGUUAAGAAUUUGCUGCAACGCAUUUUUACUCGCGUUUAUAUCUGUGACAUACGUCCAAGGAGGAGAAUCUACAUCGGAAACAAUUGAGAGAACACUUCCGGCUUAUGCACUCGCAUUGAGGGGCAGUUUAUUAAAUUCCAGCUUGUGCCACACAGAAUUGGAAACUUUCAGAAGAGGUGUCGAUCACCGCAAGCUAUGGGCGCUCAAAAUGCUUGAUUCGAGUGGCGAGGCGAAACCGGGCUUCAUUUAUGGAAAUAAUUAUUGGUUGGGGAGCAGAAGUCAAUGCGAUGAUACCUCGAAUAUAAGUCCUUUGAUCCUGAUCGAUGCUGAAAUAAAAAAUAACAGUAAAUAUCGAAAUCCUGAAGAAGAAUUUCCACCGUUCGGACUACAUUAUUUUGUCACACAUUUUCGUCACAAUAGUACUCUUCAGUAUCACGUCCGAUUGCCGAAUGAGGAUUUAAUAACGCUGGGAUUAUGCCUUCCUGCAUCCUGUUCAUCGGAAGAGUUGAGCAUGAUUUUGGAAAGAUUGUUCGAAAACAGAACGCUUCUUGCAGGAAAUCUGUACUCUGCUGACUUUAAGUUAUUGGAAGUCAGAGAUCUGAAGGACGACCAUAAGUGGCUUUUGGAUGGCAACUUGAUUUUAGUCGGCACUCUUCUAGUCCUGACGAUCGUUGCUGUGACUGUAGGAACAAUUUACGACGUUACUGUCCACCAGAAACAGAUACGGGCGAGAAAAAUAUCAACAGAAAACAAUAAUGAAUAUAGCAACUAUGAAAAGAAGACUGCUGAUACCACAGAGUCAGCGAUUCAAGUUCUUCCAGAAUUUCGACAAAGUCAAUUUGCCAAAAUGAUGCUAUGUUUUUCAUGUUACACAAACAUAAAAAUUAUUCUAGACACGAAGUUGGGCUCUGAGGCGAUACCUGCUAUUCAUGGCAUCAGAUUUUUGGGAAUGAUGUGGAUCAUAAUGAUACACACAGUCUUUUACAUGGCAGAUUACGCGGAUAAUAAACCUUGGUCCUGGAGAAUGGCUGAAGGUUUUGCAGUCCAAGUAAUAAGUAACUCGACUUUGUCGGUUGACACUUUUUUUUUCUUAAGUGGAUUUUUAGUCUCCUACUUGUAUUUGCACGGAAAAAAAGACAAGAAAGAAGAUAACAAGAUGGUUAAUUACAAAGCCAAACUAAACGAGUUUGCUCUGACUAUUCUGAGAAGGUUCAUUAGGUUGACUCCUGCGUAUAUGAUGGUUGUUGGCUUACUGCAAAUAAAUGCCGGGUGGUAUGGAAAAACCUCUCAAUUUUACAUGACGGAAAGACCGCAGGAUAUAUGUGCAAAAUAUUGGUGGCGGAAUUUCCUUUAUAUCAACAAUCUCUUCGGAAGAGAAACAAUGUGCAUGACGUGGAGCUGGUACUUAUCGAACGAUAUGCAAUUUUUCGUCAUCGCAACAUUUGUGUUAAUUUUGUCAUCGGUAUUUUUCUAUACCGCAGCUGGAAUAUUGACGUUCCUUCUAAUUGCCUCCACAGUGUUAACCGGAUACGUAUCGUACAUUUACGAAUAUGUACCGACAAUGGAUGCACAGUAUAACAUGUUACACAUCCUUUACGACCCGCCGUGGACAAGAAUCGGACCUUAUAUUAUCGGAGUCGCAACAGCGUAUAUAUUGUUGAGAUUGAACCACAAAUUGGAUUUGAAAAGGAGAACCAUCAUCCUGGGCUGGUGCCUUGGCAGUUCGUGCAAUUUGAUUGUUCUCUUUGGUUUGUGGGAGAGACACAUCUCAGUCAUUUCGUCAGCGUUUUAUGUCGCCUUGAGUAGAACGGUGUGGGCAGUCGGACUUUCGUGGCUUUUAAUUGCGUGCAGCACACAACAUGGAGGAAUUGUAAAUAAGAUUCUUUCCUAUCGAGGAUUUGUACCACUAAGCCGGCUAACUUAUUGUGCCUAUCUUCUGAACCCUUUUAUCAUCAAUUCCGUGUACCUUCAUUCCGAGACGUCGGUGCAUGUAGAUUUUCUACCAAACGCUUCGCUGUUUCUUGGAAAUUUCGCCAUAACGUAUUUCUGUGCUUUUGUCUUGUCGUUGCUGUUUGAAACGCCUAAUGUACUAUUGAUGAGAAUGCUGAUCGCAUCCAGGGAAAGAAGAGAGAAGAUUGAAAGAUGAGAAGACGAAAAAGAUGAAAAAAACGAAAAAGAUGAGAAGAUUGUUGCCCUCGUUUUUUAUGUACAUUAUGUGUAACUCAUGUUCAAGUAUUAGUAUUUGUAUAAGCGUCUAUGAUUUUUUACUCUCAUGACGAAUUGAAUUAAGAACAAUAUGGAAUAUAAAUAAACAUUACUGUGUUCAGAA
Messenger RNA from Athalia rosae (coleseed sawfly), 2741 nucleotides. Its product is annotated as nose resistant to fluoxetine protein 6-like. Bases 405 to 2558 code for a protein of 717 amino acids. Gene Ontology annotation, molecular function: acyltransferase activity, transferring groups other than amino-acyl groups. The record is from RefSeq and is a predicted model, not a curated record. NCBI's taxonomy places the organism in Eukaryota, Metazoa, Arthropoda, Insecta, Hymenoptera, Athaliidae. The transcript is spliced from 13 exons.